Scleropages formosus (Asian bonytongue) is the source of this 4201-nucleotide messenger RNA. It is a transcript of the gene sh3gl2b, whose product is annotated as SH3 domain containing GRB2 like 2b, endophilin A1. Gene Ontology annotation, molecular function: protein binding. Bases 169 to 1218 code for a protein of 349 amino acids. The record is from RefSeq and is a predicted model, not a curated record. Gene Ontology annotation, biological process: synaptic vesicle uncoating. Gene Ontology annotation, cellular component: cytoplasm; presynapse; glutamatergic synapse. Lineage: Eukaryota; Metazoa; Chordata; Actinopteri; Osteoglossiformes; Osteoglossidae. The transcript has 9 exons.
CCAAUAACCUGAGCGGCGGAUCAGACAGCCCUCGCGCCUGGCGAGCAGCACGCGCCUGUCGCGGUCUUGCGUGACACGCAGCAUCACCUUCGCUAUCACAUUCUUAUUCCAUAUUAUUAUUAUUAUUAUUACUACUUACCAUAAGAAAGCGACAGACCCGACGAAACCAUGUCCGUGGCAGGACUGAAGAAGCAGUUUCACAAAGCCACUCAGAAAGUGAGCGAGAAGGUUGGUGGAGCAGAAGGUACAAAGCUCGACGAUGACUUCAAAGAAAUGGAAAGGAAAGUGGACAUCACCAGCAGAGCAGUGCUAGAAAUUAUGACAAAGACCACAGAGUACCUCCAGCCAAACCCUGCAUCCAGAGCCAAGCUGAGCAUGAUCAACACCAUGUCCAAGAUCAGGGGGCAAGAAAAGGGUCCUGGCUACCCUCAGGCUGAGACUGUGCUGGGUGAGGCCAUGCAGAAGUUUGGCAGAGAGCUUGGAGAGGAAUCCAGCUUCGGCCAGGCUCUCAUCGAUGCUGGCGAUGCCAUGCGAGAACUCGGGGAGGUGAAGGAUGCCCUGGACAUGGAAGUGAAGCAAAACUUCAUCGACCCACUGCAGAACCUGCAUGACAAAGACUUAAAGGAGAUACAGCAUCACCUGAAGAAGAUGGAGGGAAGACGCUUGGAUUUUGACUACAAGAAGAAGCGGCAGGGCAAGGUGCAGGAUGAGGAGAUCAAACAAGCUCUGGAGAAGUUUGACGAAUCUAAGGACAUUGCCGAGCAGAGCAUGUUCAAUCUACUGGAAAGCGACAUUGAACAGGUGAGCCAGCUGGCCGCCCUAGUCCAGGCCCAGUUGGAGUACCACAGACAGGCCACUGAGAUCCUGCAGCAGCUCUCCAGCAAGAUGGAGGACAGAAUAAGAGAGGCCUCCAGCAAACCCAGGAAAGAGUAUGUACCCAAGCCCCGCAUGGUGAUGGAUUUGACUCCCAGCGAGCAGCACAACGGGGGGAUCUCCCACAGUGGCACUGCCAAGUCUCCAGCCCCCAUGGACCAGCCGUGCUGCCGCGCCCUCUACGACUUUGAACCCGAAAACGAGGGCGAGCUGGGCUUCAAGGAGGGAGAUGUCAUCACCUUGACAAACAAGAUUGACGACAACUGGUACGAAGGCAUGUUGCACGGCCAGUCUGGCUUCUUCCCCAUCAACUACGUGGACGUCCUGGUGCCGCUGCCCCACUAAAGUGGCCCCCUCGCUCAGCCCGGGGUCCCGCUCGCCCCUGCAUCUGCGCUACCGCUUCCACACAGCUUCUGUUGACAGCCAAGAAGACGACGACGAAGACAACAGCCGCAACAACAUGGUGUAAUGUGUACGCUCACCUCCAAGAGAGCAGUAGUGGUGGUGUCGGUGGUGGUGAUUUUUCCUUAGGCGUUGCCAUGAGAUCAGUGUACCUCUUUCGGUUUAAAUGAGAAGUAUUUCUGCUGUUUUCUGUUUUUUUUCCCCCCCAAGGAUUUGGCAAGAUGGUGUUCUCCCGUCAUGUCUUGCUUGAGACAGUCAAGUUGCACGAUGCGGUCGUGCAGCGAAGGGAAUUGGCGAAGCAACGCAACGCUUCCCCAUAAGGAAUUCCGUUAAUCAGCUUUACCCAAUACAUAGCACAUGUGUUUUUUUGUACAGUAUGCUUUAACAAAGCAAAAUGCGAAGGAAUUUUUAAUUAUAGCAGAAUGACAAUACUUUACUUGUUAACAUAAAUGCAAAUAGAGUUCACUUCUAAUGUUGCGCCCUUCUCUUGCAUGCUGGGAUCGAAGGUAAAGCCCCUUUCCGCGCGCGGAGACUCUUUCUGUGUGCUGUUGCUGCGUUCGGAGCAAACGUACGGAAUGUCCAGAAUAUCCGCACCACAAAAUGGAAGUAACAGACGAUACGUACGGUACCGUACGUGCAAAAUCAAAACUGCACCACAAAGUGUCUUUGCCCCCUUUACUUUUUAUAUGUCGACAGAUACACGUUGAUAGCAUCGUUUUGUGUGAAAAUUGCACCUUAUAUAGGCUUUGAGAUCAGAAGAGCAGGAGAACUGAUGCAGUAGAAAAUUGCUGCUACAAUCCCAACAUGCAAGAGUGGCACUGAGAAAAAAAAAAAAUCACUCUAUGAAUCAUAUGAUGGCAGGUCGUCUGUGUGAGGUGCUCAGAAUCUUGUGUUUUUGUACCAGCCUUACAAAAAAAAGUAGAAAAAAAUACAAUGGUGACAAAGCAUUAAGUGACCGCAAAGUGCAAAAUGAGUCGGUCGUUUCAGUAACUGUGUAUACGAAGCCAUGGGGUGAGUAUUUGUGACAAAUGAUCUGUAUUGUGCUGUAAACAAACAAUAUUGUCCUGCGUUCUCUGCUGUUGAGGGCAAAAUAGUUUUGCUGCAGUAGACAGUCGUUACCCUUCGUGACUUCAAAUCCUCGAUCUCAGUAGGUCUAAAUGAUGGAGCUGGACUAAAAUUAACCGUGAGCGUCUGUUGUGGCUAAAGCGUUCGUAAAUAAACAGAAAUAUCCGUGCUUCGCUCGAGGAGGACUUCCGUGGAGAGGUGAAUUAGUGCAUUCAGCAGACGUACCGCAGUAAAUAGUCCGCCGACCCAUGAAACACUAAAAAGUGUCUCGGCUGAAUAGUGCCCCGCGCAAUAUCCAUUUAUAUACUUUCUCUGCUAAAUUAAAAAAUAUGACAAUUUUCUAUAUGUAGCAAGUUCUCCGAUGGCAGUUUUCAUUCGGUGUUUUCAGAGCCUCCUGCGCUCGGGCUGAGAAGCGACUCCGUGUGGCAAGACGGUCCUGCGUCGCUGCGGCCCGUCGACACGUCAGCGCUCCCGACGUACCGCGUGUACGUGUCCGGUGCCCUAUGAUCUCUUCCACCGAGAGGAGAGCGCCUUGUCAGGUCUUUUCCCACACGCAUAUGUCAGAUGCGGACUGAGAGAGAGAGAGAGACCCCCCGGCCCUUUUGCUAGAAGCGCGCUUUAAACUGUAGAAUUUAAACAUUUUGUAAAAUGUCUGAUGUCAGUUCAGAGUUGGAUGCCGUGCCAGAAAGCAGAAGCGCGUAACAUUUCGCUGGCAGCUCUCUCAGGUGUGGGACAGCGUGUGGUACAUCGUACCUGUCAGAGUUCCCAUACAGUCAGAGGAGGCUUUCCAUGAUUUAGACAUAAUUCAGAUUUCACCCUGUUACUACAACCAAACCCAAAAGAUGAUGUGAUAUUAAUGGUUUGUUCUGCCUAAGUGAAACAGUCCCACGAUUUACCAAAUUAAUUCCUAAUAAUUACACAUUCAUUAAAAUUGCUUCAUAUUAACUAUUAAUUGACUAUUCGAUGAACUACAUUUGCAUUUUCGGUAAUAUGCAGUACACGUAACAGCUGAACGUUGUAACCCCAGAACCAUGCAAACAAAGUUUAGACAGCUUGCGGACAGUAUUAUGAAAAUCUAUUUCCAGGGACACAUAUUUCACUAUGUUCAUAUCUGUACAUAUUUCUGGCAGUAUUAUUUUGCAACUGGCUUACAGACAAAAAAAAAAAAAAAACUCCAUAACUCGAAUCAAGUGGUGAAGAUUUUAGAAAUGAUCUAGAAAUAUUCAGAUGAAAAACGAGACAAUGAAUUUUAAUUUUAUUUUAAUUCUAUCCAAAGCUUGAAUUUCCAUACUUCAGGAACCAGAGAGACCUUAAGUAUUAUUGCUGUGGGGAGAUGUCACCUCCUGGAAUUUAAAAAGAGCACAAGCAGGUUCAAAAGUGCUGUGAAAAGAGGCUUUCGUCGUCACGCUGGAGCUCGGAACUUGGUUUUUCAAAACCGGGGGCCGGCUGGUGUAACGACCCUGUUUUCUGCGGGCCGUGUCCAGUGUAAGUGCAGUUAAAUGUGGCCGCUGUGCCUCACAAAGCCAAUGAGGAGCUCAUCAGGUUAGCGACCGCACCCAGGGUGAAGAUUCCGCUCAGCAGGGAGUAUUUCAGUGCUUCAGUAAGGUCCACAAACUGAUGUUUAUGAAGGUUUACAAGCAGUAUGUGGCGAUGGUGGAUGGGGGUCACAGAACGGUCGAAAAUGAGGAAAGAUGCUUCGAAGUCCAGCGGGGGUUGUCAGGAACUUGUAAAAAAUUAAGAAAUUUGGAUAAAUGUUGCUGAUGUUCAUUCGUCAUGGACAAAUCCACAGGCUGCAUUAACAGGCGUCCGCCCAUGUUCACACAGACCUCUUUGGGUGUGUGUGUGUGUGUGUGUGUGUGUG